Triplophysa rosa is the source of this 4130-nucleotide messenger RNA. Its product is annotated as GTPase IMAP family member 9-like. The record is from RefSeq and is a predicted model, not a curated record. The coding region runs from base 2268 to 3443 and encodes 391 amino acids. Gene Ontology annotation, molecular function: GTP binding. The transcript is spliced from 3 exons. Lineage: Eukaryota; Metazoa; Chordata; Actinopteri; Cypriniformes; Nemacheilidae.
CCGUUACACCUCGGGUGUGCAUUAACUUUCGAAUAAUUGAACGGACCGAAGUCAAUUAUUCCUUACUUAAAAUAGAUGUUAAAAUGUUUGAUUAUAAGUAACCUUAUAUCACGGUUACCACAUCACAGGACAUUGUUUAAAUGCCACAUUCCCCGCAAUCACAUUUUUCAACCUUUAGUUAGUGUGUAAUGUUGCUGUUAGAGCAUAAACAAUACCUGCAAAAUGAUAAAGCUCAAAGUUCAAUGCCAAGCGAGAUAUUGUCUUUAACAGAAUUCGCUUUUCAAGGACUACAGAGAAUGGCUGGAAUCGGACUACAGCCAUCUACUUCCCGGGUACAUGAUGUCACUAUUCCAAGUGCUUUUAAUAACCUCCGCCCAAAGGAAUGCGCCAAAAAGGGGCGAGGUCUUCUUUAGAGAAGAGGAAGAGCCGCUGGAGUAGUGUUUGGAUAUCGGAGAUUGUAAACAUUUGACUGAGCUACGCGCUAAACUACUUUAAAAACUACGCACGCGCAUAGCCUACCUCUAAAACACUUCUAUGAUACAUACUUUGAAGUCCUGCUUGCAAAUGUCUCCUGGUCAAUCUGCUUGUUUUAUUAUCCAACUCGGGCUUCUGUUAUUAGUGUUAAUUAAUAUAACCGGUCUGACGCCAAUCAGUCCGUGUCAUUUCCCUCGCCAUAGUAGGAACGAAAUCCGCGAUCUCUAACUAAGACUGACGUUUGCACAUGCACUAGCAGACCUCUGUUACACUUCGAUCGAUCCGCAUGUUUUUAACUGAUAAAGUGAAGUUGACGCAAUUGUUACUGUUUAUUGCUAAAAGCCAAAGCUUAUGAAUACACGUGCACUGAGAGGGGGACUGACCCAUCACAACAGCCUGAGAAGCGGAAGCUCGCUAAUUUGAUAUGGGUGGGACAUCUUCACACACACACACUCUAAGCGGGGAACCAAUCACGACAGACCUGGUCAGCUUUACCAAUCAGAGCGUUUUCGGAAGGAGGGACUUUAUAUAGACCGGAAGAAAUCCAGUCGUUUUGUGAGAAGAGAGACAGCGGUGAACAAUAGACUUGAAAUAUAAAGAGUUUCUUGAAAUUAGAAACAUGAACAUCCAUUGUUAAAAUGCUGUUGAUUGUAGGACUACUUUCUUGCGCAUCUCAUUUCCGUUCGAGCGAACGGACUCGGAAGUUUGAGCCACGUGAGAGUGAGAGAUCGCGCGCACACCUGCGUGUUUGCGGUAAUGUGACAGAAAAGCCAGUGAUAAUAAAUUGUUUAUUCCUCGUAUCGUUUCUAUAUCUUCAGAAGUAAAAACAAUCACGCAAACCUUUGAAAGAGUAGGUCUAUCAAAAUAUAUUUGUUAUCAGAUAUAAGCAGCAUGAAGAGGAAAACGAACCAGUAGGCUAUCAGUGUUUAUUAAUGCAUUUUGUUUUUCUAUUCAGUUAUUUGAUUUAUUUGAUUUCAGUAUAUGUAUGUCUUGUUUUUGAAAUGCUUUGUUUAUUGAAACGAAACUACACACUGCAAUUUUGCUGAAAAUUAAUGCAUACCCAUAGAACGUUUGUCAACCAAUCAGAUUGAAGCGUUCAACAGCCCGGUGGUAUAACAAUUACAAUAAUACACAGUAAAGUAUGUAUGUGCAACGAUAUCAUGCCUAAUUUCCCCACAUGAGGACUUUAAAAUUGAGAUAGAAGAGUGUAUGUUUUAAAAACAUCCUCCCUGCGUUCCAAUCCGCAUACUAUCCAUCCUAAUAGUAUUAGAAAGUAGAAAGUAGAAGUAGACAUAUGUCCGGUUAACCGAAAAUAUAUAUCACGUGAUUUAUGCACAACUUGUGAGUGAAGUACGGUAAAAUGCUGCUGCAUCCGAAAGCCAGAGGGCGCUCUCGUGCAGAAACUCCAAAUACGCACUGCAGAAGAAGACCAUAACACACGUAGUAGUAGGAAAUGCCUAAGGACAUGUUUUUAUCACCGAUCCUCAAGCCUCCUCAGGUAUUUUUAUGAUAAUAAAGUAUAUUUAUAAUGAUCAUGGUUGACGGGUGUUGCUUUUUCAAAUGCACGUUAUAAGCGACUCAAACUCGCACUGCUUUUAGAUCGAGCAGCAUUUCUACUGAUCCCAGAGCCGUGCUUCACGGACAAGCUACGCAUCAAUAAAAUAAACGAUACCUUGCAUUAUCGCAGCCAGCGGUUAACCGGGCACAUGUCUAAGUAUAUACCAUUUUAUGAAUAAAUAUUCUUGGUGUGAUUGCUGGAAAAGUCCUUGAGUGACGUGCCAAAAGACCCUAAAAUGAAUCCGAACACAUUGUUGAUGGGAGAGCAAGAUGAUGAAGAUCUUCGGGUGCUGUUGGUCGGUAAAUCCGGAUCAGGAAAAAGUGCCACAGGAAACACCAUCUUUAAUGAAAUUGUGUUUCAGUCAAAAACAAGAUCUUCACCAGUGACCAGAACCUGUCAAACUUACACUGGAGCUGUUAAUAACAGGAGAUUGACAGUGAUCGAUACUCCAGACUUCAGAUUCUCCACUCACACUGACUUUGAGUCAGACUCUGAGCUGAAGAGAGCUUUUUGUAAACCAGGAGCUCACAUCAUCCUGCUUAUUCUGCCCUUAUACACGUUCACUGAUCAGGAGAUGAAGGUUCUGAGUCAGUUUGAACAAAUGUUUGGUGCAGAAGCUCUCAAAUACACUCUAGUCCUCUUCACUCAUGCAGAAAGUGGACACCUAGAAGCAUUGAUCAGAGGACAUAAUCAGUUGUCUGGUUUUAUUAAUCGCUGUCGAGGGGGGUUUUGUGGAAUGAACAAUAAAGAUAGAUCAAACAGACGGCAGGUGACUAAACUCAUGGAGAAAAUCGACAGACUGCUGUCUGAGAACGAAAACUCCUGCUACACACUAGAAAUGAUGCAGGAGACUGAGAGGAGAAGAAAGGAGGAAGAGAAGAGAGCUGAGGAGGCUAAGAAAAUAGAGGAGGAGAGGAAAGAAAGAGAACAUCAAUUGGCAUUAGAGAGAGUCAGAGAAGAGUCAGAAAUGCGUGUGAGGAGAGAAUAUGAAGAGCAGGCAAGAACCAAGAUAUUGCAGAAAGAUGAGAAGAGAGAAAAAAUGUUUUUCUUUCAACACGUGAAAAAAUGUGCAUUUGUGUUGUGUGCUGCAAUGACAGGUUUAGUUUUGGUGUGGAAAAAAAGUUAUUUACAUAGAUGGACAUUGAUGAGGGGUUUCUUUACAGCAGGAACAGCAGCUGCAGCAGGAGUUUUCACAGGGAUUCUUUGGAGAUUAAUGUUUGUGAGGAUCGGUUCAUCUUCUCAUGAGCGUCCCAGUGCCAUUAGACAGUUUCUAUCGAAUGUAACAGGUGUUGUGUGUGGUGGUGUAUUUGCUAGAACUGUGAUGCAUUACUUUGUAGAAGAAAAUCUGCUUUAUGUUUCUGUGUUAGGUGGAGCUGCUGGAGCUUUCAUAUCAAUACAGUGGAGGUCUUAACUUUUUACCAAAUUGUUUAACUUUAUCUAACAUUAUGGGACCUAAAACUGAUACAGUUAUGCAACUGGUGUCUUGCCAAAAGUAUAUUUUUUUUGUUGGAAGAUCUCAUUGUGUCAUGUGGCGUUAUUACAAGUGAAACUACAAAAACUAAAAUCUGUAAGCUUUACCUCAACUGCCCUAUGUACUUCUCAGUACUUUUGGUUUUUAAAACAUUUAUAUUUGUUUGAUGCAUUGCAGCUGGAAAAUGUGUAAGUUUUUACUUUAUUUUGAAUUGGUUUAAUUUACAAGAUUAAGAAUGAAUAUAAAAGCAUUAUUAACAGAGCGGGAGAAGAGAAAUUAUACAUAUUGCAUACACAUUUUAAAUAAUGCAACAGCGUACACAGCUGUAUGCUGACACGUAACAGUGCAUAUACAUAAAUAUAAGUAAACAUCUAUAUCGACAUAAAUACUGUAUAUGUACUAGCUCCCCUAUUUCAAUUUUAUUUAUAUAGCGCUUUUAACAAUUUUCAUUUUUGCAAAGCAGCUUUACAUACAUCAUAAGAAAUGUAAUUAAAAUAAUACAAGGGGAAAAAGUAUAUAUGGCAUUAAAAUACAUGGUAUUAUUGCAAGUUUUUCUCUGCAAUAUACGCUGAUGUCAGCUCCUAAUUUAUAAAUGUAUACUCAACUCCUGAAUAAUAAAGCCGUUGU